Molecule: messenger RNA, 336 nt
Organism: Guillardia theta CCMP2712
Lineage: Eukaryota; Cryptophyceae; Pyrenomonadales; Geminigeraceae
Exons: 3
Coding region: 1-336 (111 amino acids)
Source: RefSeq, a predicted model, not a curated record
AUGAAGAUCUUGAAGUACGCCGAGUUGCAGGAAGAUCAUCUAAAUCCAACUGAUUUCGCAAAAUCCAUGAACAGCAUGGCUAAGUUCGAAUUGAUGUGUCAGGCUGCAUUUUCUGCGGCGAUUCUGGUUUAUUUUGCGCUCGACCCAGCUCGUGGAUUGUACCUCAAACUGAUUAUGAUUGGUGUCAACGCUGGUUACUUGUUCUUCUUGUUCGCAAGGUUGCAUCUUGUUCAAAGCUAUUACUGUGCAUGUCCUACACAGUCUCAUCUUCGGUCUGUUUAUGCUUUAUUUGACUUCAUAACCGAGCAGAUACUCUUCAAAGCGCUAUCUGGUUGA